Molecule: messenger RNA, 1514 nt
Organism: Cotesia congregata
Lineage: Eukaryota; Metazoa; Arthropoda; Insecta; Hymenoptera; Braconidae
Source: the annotation of a GenBank genome assembly
AGGAACGAAAUAUACCAAUUGAUAUCAAUGCCGGAAAAUUAUUGGAAUGGUUAAUUAGCAGACGACACUGUGAACGAACUUGGCAAGACAAUGUUUUAGUCGUCAGAACAAAAAUUAAUAAUGCUAUACAGGAUAUGCCAGAGCAUGAAGGAAUUGUUAAAUUAGUAACUGGAACUUAUAUUAAUUAUUUUCAUUGCCAAAAAAUCGUAAGUAUUCUUGAAAAAACAGAAGCUAAUUCGAAAAACUUAUUUGGCCGUUAUGGAUCGCAACGCAUGAAAGAUUGGAAAGAAAUUAUUCGUCUAUAUGAAAAAGAUAAUUUAUACCUAGCUGAAGCUGCGCAGAUCUUAAUAAGAAAUAUUAACUAUGAAAUUCCUAGCUUAAAGAAGCAAAUUCAUAAAUUGGAUCAGACCAAACGUGACUUGGAAAAAAACAUAGCCGAAUACAAGAAAUCUGAAAUUAUUGCGCAAUCAGAAUUUAAUACACUGUGUAAAAAUUUAGGUAUAACGGGUCAAGAUAUCAAAAAAGAAUUAGCUGAACGUAUAGUUGUAUUACCCAAGAUUUACGACACAAUCGUAAAAAAAUGUCAAGCUCUUAGUAAUGUUAUAACAUUUUAUGAGGCUUUUGCCUCAUUUACGCUUGGUGGAAAAUCUGAUAGGGGUUGUGUUCCAAUAAUUCAAUACGUAAUAGAAAAAGGUAAUACGACUACUUAUGAAUGGAUUUAUGGUGAAGUCCCGGAUUCAAUAGUGGAACUAUUAUUAAAGCAUACUCUAACUGAUGUAGAAGAAAGCUCAAGCAUUGAUUUUGGGGAUACGGAUGAUUAUUUAUCUAGUUUAAAUAACUCGAGUAAUGUUAAUGACAACAUAGAGUUCGAUUUUAAUACUGAUGAUUCAGUGUUUAUAAGCAACAAAAGUGGAAAUAUAGAUGAAGAAAUCUCAUUAGAAGAAUCCGGUAUUGUUGUUGAAUCAAUAAGCCUUAAGAAUGGCAUUGCUACUGGUAAUGAAGCUUUGCGGAUACUAGAUAAUUCAAAAACACGAGAUGAAUUUAUCGAUCAACUUUUAGAGUUAGAAGCAUUUUUGAAACUACGUUUGUAUGAACUUAAAAAUGAACGUCAAGGUCAUCCUAAUAUGAGUCAAAUUCAAGAAUCUUCUACUAUUCUACAACUUUCUUCAUUAGAUAGUAUUCAAAACAUGUUAGACAAUGUACAAAUUGUUUUGUCAGCUAUCCUAGACAAUCAAGUUCAACAUUUACAUCGAAUAAAGCAUUCUCACAGGUAUCUUGAUGUAUUAUCUGAAAUGAUAGAGCAAAAACGUGGAAUGAUGGAAAAAAUGAUCGCGAUUCAACAAAAAAAUGUAGAAAAACAAAACGAAGUUACAAGGGAGAUAAAUGAUUUACAACCUCUUCUUAACAUUGUUAUACAACGCACAAAAGAAUUGCGAACUGACAUUGAAAGAGAUAUUUCAAAGAAGUAUCAAUCACGGCCUGUACAGUUGACUGGAAUAAUAAACCAUAUAUAA